Molecule: messenger RNA, 3128 nt
Organism: Phycodurus eques (leafy seadragon)
Lineage: Eukaryota; Metazoa; Chordata; Actinopteri; Syngnathiformes; Syngnathidae
Gene: recql
Product: RecQ helicase-like
Exons: 15
Coding region: 173-2104 (643 amino acids)
Biological process (GO): double-strand break repair via homologous recombination
Cellular component (GO): cytoplasm; chromosome
Molecular function (GO): four-way junction helicase activity; nucleic acid binding; ATP binding
Source: RefSeq, a predicted model, not a curated record
CGUGGUGUCUGAUUGAUAACCUGGGAGACAAAGCCCAGGGCAAACGCGCCUAAAUGUUUAGUAGAACCAUAGUAACCAUCAAGUAGAUUCAGCAACAAGGAAAACGUUCUGAACGGUGUUUGAAUGGAAUCAUAUUUAUAAUUUUGUCAGAUAAUUCACGUCUGUUCAAAACAUGGACGACCGCGGUCACACAAAUGAUGUUCAGGCGGAGCUGGACUCUGUGGAGGCGGAGCUGGAGUUGGUGGAGCUACAGAUCGAAGAGUUCCUUGAAAAGAAAACCCAGUUGACUUCCCGCAAGAACGUGCUGCUGUGCAAGCUGGAGGAGGCCUGUGAUGCCGCGCCUGCAUCAUCUUCGUCAAGCCAGCCGUCUAGAACUGCUUUUGAACUGAGCAAAGAGGAAAUGCGGCAGUAUGAUGGCACAGAUUUUGCGUGGUCCAGAGAUGUGUCUCAGCACCUGAAGGAUUCAUUUCACCUUUCCAAGUUCAGACCCCUGCAGCUGAGGGCCAUCAAUCUGACCCUGUCUGGAAAAGAUCUAUUUUUGGUGAUGCCCACUGGAAGAGGAAAAAGCCUCUGCUAUCAGCUACCUGCGAUCUGUUCCGACGGUUUUACACUGGUUGUGACUCCCCUGAUAUCACUGAUGGAGGAUCAGCUCAUGUACCUCAAGUCCAUCAACGUGCCUGCGGUAAUGCUCAAUGCCUCUAGUGGCAAGGAACACUCUAAGACAGUUUUAGCUGGCAUGAUUGACAAGAAGGCACCAUUUAAGCUACUUUACGUGACUCCCGAGAAAAUUGCCAAGAGCAAGAUGUUUAUGUCUCGUCUGGAGAAAGCCAACAAUGCAAAUCUUCUGAGUCGCAUUGCUGUAGACGAGGUGCACUGCUGCAGCCAGUGGGGACAUGACUUCAGACCAGAUUAUAAACUGUUGGGCAUCUUGAAGCGACAGUUUCCCAAGGUCCCAGUAAUUGGGCUCACAGCUACAGCAACCAGCAGCAUCCUCAAGGACUGUGGAAAGAUCCUUUGUGUGCAACAGCCAAUCACACUCACAGCCUCAUUCAACCGAACCAAUCUCUAUUAUGAGGUUCGUGCUAAAGUUUCUGAUGCUCCAUUAAUAAAUGACAUUGCCUCACUGAUUAAGAACCGAUACAAGGACCAGUCAGGGAUCAUAUAUGUGUUCUCUCAGAAGGAUGCGGAGUCGGUGUCCUCUGAACUCCAACAGAGGGAUAUCUUGGUCGCUCCCUACCACGCCAACUUGACCCCUGACGAUAAGUCUAGCACUCAUCGCAAGUGGAGUGCUGGGAAAAUCCAGGUGGUGGUCGCCACGGUGGCAUUUGGAAUGGGAAUAGACAAGCAUGAUGUCAGGUUUGUCAUCCAUCACACCAUCAGCAAGUCAGUUGAAAACUACUACCAGGAGAGUGGACGGGCAGGUCGAGAUGAUCUUCCAGCUGACUGCAUUGUCUACUUUGGCUUUUCUGACAUCUUCCGCAUCAGCACAAUGGUAGUGAUGGAGAAUGUUGGUCAACAGAAGCUGAAUCAGAUGGUGACUUACUGCCAGAAUGUUGACAGGUGUCGUCGCUCUCUCUUGGCAGUUUAUUUUGAUGAAGUGUGGGAUGACAAACAAUGCAACCAGAUGUGUGAUAGGUGCCGCAACGGAAAAGAUGUCCUCCCCACGGACAUUACCCAACAUGCCAGGCAGGUGGUGCAGAUUUUGGAGCAGGCAGCAUCCAUGGAUGAGAAGCUGACUCCUCUCAAGUUGGUGGAGGCCUGGAUGGGGAGGGGCCCCGCCAAGCACAGGAAGUUAAUGGAGACCACCAGACUUUCUCGACCACAGGCUGAGGAUGUGAUUGUCCACCUGCUGCUCCAAGGAUACCUCAGGGGAGAUUUCAGUUUCACACCAUACACCACCUACUUUUACUUAAUGCUGGGCCGCAAAGCUCCCCUGCUGAAGAGCCAAACUCACACGCUGAGCAUGAAGAUGCGAACGACUUCGCCUCAGUCUUCAUUGGUAAAAACACAGAGAGACCGGGGAAAAGCCAAAGUGGGAAAGGGAUCAGAUCAGAGUGAUGAAGACGCUCCUGUGUCCAAGAAAACCAAGAAAAAGCUCACAUAGUGCCCCCCCCCCCCCCCCCCCGCCCCCCCCCACCCAGAGGAGAAGCUGACUAAGUACAGUCCAUCAUUCUUUUUUUCUUGCUCAUCGCAUGGCAAUCUACAGACACUGGAAUGAUUCGACUUUAACUAAUAAAUGACUAAUUGGUACUGAGCAGCAGGAUUGGUGGAUUUCAAUUUGGCACAUCCUGGAUGCAUGAAGAUCACGGGCUCCUAUUACAAGUUACGGGAUGCGGAACCUCUAAGGUCGAGCACAAUGCGUUCCGGGUUGCUGGUCCGCUUCGGAUUAGUUCGGAAAUGGUGAAGUCAUGGAAAAGAGACGUAAUCCUCUUCAGGGUCAAACAGACAGCUUUACUCGUCAUUGUUAGCAUUGUCGUAUGUCGUGAAUGUGUAAAAAAAAAAAAAAAAAAAAAUAUAUAUAUAUUAAUAAAAUAAUUAACCACUGUUAAUAUUAGGAUGUAAAAACAAUAGCGCUACCGUAACUUCAAUGAUGAAGGGGUAAAGCGCCUCACACAGACCACAAACAGUAAGAAGAACUUAGGCACUGUCAAACAAAAACAAAACACUCAGGCCUUGAGUGAUGUACUGUGAUGUCACGCGUGGCGGUUGGUUCGAAGUUUUCGACUAAUUUUGAGGCAGAUUUUCUCUGGAAGAUAUUGCUUUUUGACUUUAGAGGUUGCACUUUGUACUGUUUUAUUCUGAAUGUCAUAGGGACAGACAUUUUAAAACAUGCACAUUCUAUAUUUAUGAACACAUUCCUGCACAAGAGGAUAGAAAGGGGGGUGGGGGGGGGAGAGAGAUUGCUAUUAUAGGAAGUCAGAGUAUUGCUACAUUUGAUUUAAAAUGCCAAUAAUGGUUUGAGUCAUUUGUGUCUUUAAUGCUAUCAUAACAUAACAUUUUGGGAUAAACUUGCAACAAUUCUAUGCUGAUACUGGUUUUCAUUGUGACAGGAUGUGCCAGCUCCCAGUGAGGAGAUCAUUGAUAAGGUCUUACACUCUUUUGUUAAGGAAAACCGCUGUCUCCCCCAA